Messenger RNA from Argiope bruennichi, 516 nucleotides. RefSeq lists its product as uncharacterized. The transcript is spliced from 3 exons. The record is from RefSeq and is a predicted model, not a curated record. NCBI's taxonomy places the organism in Eukaryota, Metazoa, Arthropoda, Arachnida, Araneae, Araneidae. Bases 1 to 399 code for a protein of 132 amino acids.
AUGGAAUAUUUCCUGGUUCCGGAAAUACCCGAGUCCGAACUUCCUCACGAAAGUGGGCCACCAGUCACUUCUGCUUCAUUCCGCUGCAGGAAAUUCACCUCGGAACACAGGCAUGCAUUCAACGACUCCGCCGGAGGACUGAAGAAAAUGGCUUCCUAUCGUCUCGUUGCCAUGGUCACCGAAAAUUACCUGCUGACGUGGCCCCAGACGUCGUAUUCAAGACCCAGCUUGCUAAUGUCCACUUGGACAGCCACCGUCGCCACUGUUCUUCUAAUGAUGACCUUUUUCGCCCAGGUCACGGCCGUCGUCGUUAUGACUGACCCGACCCUGAACGUCCGAGGGCUUGUGUGGAGCAGUGGACUAAGAAGCAUUGAACCAGUGGGCAGAAGAUCGAGUUGAGAAGAGCUCGGAUGUUUUUCAGCACUGCCAUUCUUCAUUGUGUGUCAUUGAUCGUAUCAAGCAUUCCAUCGUUCAAAGCAAAGAUAUCUGCUUAAUAAACAGAGUUGUACAUCCCGA